AUGUCGACUCCCAAGAUCACGCUGUAUACCAGCCAUCUCUGCCCAUGGGCACAUCGUGCUCACAUUGCGCUCAAGGAGCUGGGACUCCCGUUUGAGGAGGUGCUGAUUGACUUGUCGGUUCCAAGAGAGCCGUGGUAUUUGGAAAUCAACCCUCGCGGCCAAGUCCCUGCACUCGUCUACGAUGGCAACAUCAUCACAGAGUCAGCCAUCGUAGCUCGAUUCCUGGCUGAUGCGCACCCAUCACAUCUCCUACCUCCCUCCACAGGCAUAGAGAAUGCGCUCUACCGUGCACGCCUCGACUGGUUCGUGGAUGCAUUUAUUAGCAAAGUGAACCCGCACUUAUUUGGCAGUGCUCGCGCUGCCACUGAAGAGGAUCGCGACAAGUCUGCUGAAUUACUUGUGGCGGCUGUGGCCAAGGAUAUUGAGCCUCGUUUGGUGGAAGGCAAGGGUCCUUUCUAUGGUGGCAGUGAGACGUUGACUUUUGCUGAGGUACUCACUGGCUCAUUCCUGCUUCGUAUUAAUGGCCUCUCCAAUCCCGAACAUGGCCUGCUUAGUGCAAAGCUCCCUGCUCUCUUGGACUCGGUGCCCAAGUUCAAGCGCUGGUUGGAAGCCACUGUGCAGCAUGCGAGUGUGAAUUAUAUCUGGGAUGCGGCCAAGGUGGCUGGCCAUACUAGGAAGGUAUUUGCUGCACAUGCUAGCAAAUAG
This is a messenger RNA of Talaromyces marneffei, 705 nucleotides long. RefSeq lists its product as uncharacterized. The transcript has 3 exons. The coding region runs from base 1 to 705 and encodes 234 amino acids. The record is from RefSeq and is a predicted model, not a curated record. Lineage: Eukaryota; Fungi; Ascomycota; Eurotiomycetes; Eurotiales; Trichocomaceae. Gene Ontology annotation, cellular component: cytoplasm.